AUGCGAUUGCAUGUCAAUGUUGUUGAUGAGAUGCCUUGUUGCACAGUGGCUACGUAUAAUAGGCGUGUUCGUUAUGAAUUACGUGUGCGUAGACGUAUACUUAUGCUGCAUUUGAAAGAUUUCUGUUGGGUUGUGAUUUGCACGGCAAUGGUUUUGCUAACGCUAAUUGCACGUGUAACCGAUGGUCUCAUUCUUGCUACUUCAAUUGAGGGCGGGGAUGAGCCAGAUCAUAAUAUGGUGAAAUAUACUAAUCAGGCGAAGAUGCUUUUUCGGAAACUGAAUGACAACAGUCCCACUGUACACACUCUUCAGAGUGGACCUUAUUAUUUUCAUUACGUGAUCAAAAGACCAGUGUGUUCAUUAUGUCUUUGUGACAAAAAUUUUUCACGGAAAUCCGCCUUUGCAUAUUUGGAAGAUAUCACUGAUGAAUUUCUUGGUCAAAAUGGCACACGCAUAGCAUCUGUCACUAGACCGUAUCAUUUUAUUGAGUUUGAUCACUACAUACAGCAGGCAAAAAGAAAGUAUGCAGGCAGGAGUCGUCAUGCAAUAUCUGCAGUAAGUAGUGAACUUCAAGAUGUAACACGCAUAAUGGUUUCAAAUAUUGAAGAUGUAAUUCAUCGUGGUGAGGCAUUAAACAUUUUGGAAACGAGGGCAAAUGACUUGUCAGAUAUCAGUAAGAAGUAUCGUGAAGAUGCAAGAUUGCUUAAUCGCAAAAGCACACUGUUCAAAAUGACUGCACUUAUUUGCUUUCUAGAAGGCGGAGUUCCCGUGGAUGACAUUGUCACAUCUGUUUCUGCUCUACGUGUAAUUUGCACUUUACAUUGGUCGAUGAAUCGCACAAUUCUCAUUUGUCGUUAUCGACAUCGAUUUGCUCAUUGUAAUAACAGAUGUACAAUGAGCAGUGGUGAUUCGAUAAAAACAUAUGAUUAUUUGGUAAUCGGUGGUGGUUCUGGAGGUAUUGCAAGUGCUCGACGAGCUGCUGAAUUCAAUGCAUCUGUGGGAUUAAUUGAAGAAACGUAUCUUGGUGGUACAUGCUCACGAGUCGAAUUGAUUCGAGGAAAAGCAUCUUUUACGAUUGAUGGUGUUGUUGACGUUAAUGGCAAAAAGUAUUUAGGAAAGCACAUAUUGAUAGCCGUUGGAGGAUAUCCAAGGAGGCCUGACAUCCCAGGAGCAGAAUAUGGCAUCGAUAGUGAUGGCUUCUUUCAUCUUGACGUUUUACCCAAACGUACGGUAGUAGUGGGAGGUGGUUAUAUAGCGACCGAAUUAUCAUCUAUGUUAUCAGCAUUGGGAUCUGAUGUCCAUUUGCUGAUACGAAAACCAAGAGUGAAAUCAGUGGUGAGGAACCCUGAUGGACUACUCACCAUUAAUACAACAAAUGGUACUAUUGAUGAAGUAAACAGUUUAAUCUGGGCAGUUGGCCGCAUUCCUGCAACACGCGAUUUAAAUCUGAAUUAUAUAGGUGUGGAAACGGAAAGAAACGGCAAUGUGAUUGUGGAUGAAUAUCAGAAUACAUCAACCAAAAAUAUUUACGCAGUAGGAGACUGCUGUGGAAAAGCAUUGCUAACACCAGUCGCAAUUGCUGCUGGCCGAUGUCUUGCCCACAGAUUGUUUAACAAUGAAAACAUUCGUUUGGAUUAUGAAAAUAUUCCGAGCGUUGUAUUUAGUCAUCCACCACUGGGAACCGUUGGGCUUACGGAGGCACAAGCUAUCGAGCAGUAUGGAAAAAACAAUCUUACAAUUUAUAAAACGAAGUUCAAUUCCAUGUAUUAUGCUGUUACUCAGCACAAAGAACCAACAGUGAUGAAACUGAUUUGUGCUGGUAAAAAUGAACGGAUUGUGGGCUUACAUAUGCUUGGCGAGGGAUGUGACGAAAUGCUGCAAGGCUUUGCCGUUGCCAUCAAGAUGGGCGCAACGAAAAAGAAUUUUGAUGAAACCGUAGCUAUUCAUCCAACAAGUGCGGAGGAAUUGGUUACAAUGCGUAAUGGUACCAAACCUGAAAUAGUAUGA
This is a messenger RNA of Acanthocheilonema viteae, 2007 nucleotides long. The record is from the annotation of a GenBank genome assembly. Lineage: Eukaryota; Metazoa; Nematoda; Chromadorea; Rhabditida; Onchocercidae.